UCUCAGAUCUCAAGUGGCACAUAUACCCUGAGGAGUGAAGGACACACAAGAGCUCAUCCGCCGGAGAUUACAUUGGACACAUUUCUUUAUUUUUUUUCUUUCUGAGUUUGGACAUCUUAUUACUGCACUAAAGACAAUGAAUCUCAACGGGAUGCACAAACUGGUCACCACCCUGUGCUUCAUACUGCUGUCGACUCCCGUGGCUGAGACAAUGACAACAGUUAUGCCGAUAACAGCAAUGGAAACAGAAGCAAACACCCAAACAGGUGGUGUGGAGACGACCGUGAUCACUGAAGAGACAACAGGAAGUGCCACGGAAACAACCAUUAUCACACAACUACCAGGAAACACAGCAACGCCUCCACGGACCAUCGUCCGGACCACUGCUAUCAUUCCUAACUACGACGUGGCUCCGCUGACGGGAUCUUUCAGUAGCGCUGACUGUGGCUCCACAAAGCUGUGUGCAGCUGAGCCCACUCAGUGUGAUCCAUCAACAGCAGCAGAUUGUUUCUUUUUUGCAGCCACCCAAACGUCUGGUCGGAAUUUUGAGUGUCAAUUCUCAGGACCUAGUGCUGGGUACAUAGCCGUCACCUUAUCAACUGACCCCACCUUGGGGGGCAACGACACCACGUAUGUUUGUGCCAAUGAUCGGGGCAACGUCAGGUUCAUAGGUGCCUUUCUCGACAACCAAGUGCUUAGCCAGACAUCAACGUUGAAUGCCAACGAGGUGAAAGGAAGAGUAGAUAAUGGGAAUGAAAUCCUCUGUACAUUUAAAGCGACCGUUCCAGCCUCAGCAUCGAGAACCACUGGUUUCACAAUUGGACUGUCAAAAGGAUCCUACAAUAGCACCACUGGUGCACUCGGAAACACAGACACGGUGUUUAAGUCCCCCACUCUGGACUUGGCCAACAGCAGUGCCAAUGUCACCAACGUCCUGGCUAACACCACCUCGAGUACCACCACAGCUACACCUACCACUCGCACAGCCACUGUUGUCUCCACAACAAGUCAAGCUACAGUUCCCCAGCAGUCGCUGACACAAGGUAAGAAUGCGUCUGAAAGGCCAGUAGGACAAAAGUCGAUAUUUCAUGCUGAAGUCCCCUCUCUCUUUCUCUGCAGCUCUCCUCAUCACUGUGGGCGUGUUGAGCCUGCUCAUGCUAUGAGGACCUUGACAGACAUGAAUGUAGCUUGAGAUGGUUCACACGUUCUGAUGGAAAAGACACACUGUGACCAGUCACUCACUGGUGGAUCAGACCGUCACAGUUGGCCUGGCUUCAUCUUUACACGGUCGCGGUGUUGUGUAUGUUGUUGAUCGUCAAAAUGAAUCCUAAUGCGAGUGAUGCCGGAAAAAGGCAGACGCAUUUUUGCUUUUGCACUUUUGCUUCAUUUUACAUUUGGUGUCAGUGAACACAUGUAUUCAGUGUUAAUGAUUUUGCAGAUUUUUAUUUACUUUUGGCUUGACUGCUCUUUUUGAACAGUGCUGGCCUCGUGUGCUGCAUAUUACUCUUGUAUUUAUACAAAUAAACAUUUUAUUUAUUUAA
This is a messenger RNA of Synchiropus splendidus (mandarinfish), 1541 nucleotides long. Its product is annotated as putative ferric-chelate reductase 1. Lineage: Eukaryota; Metazoa; Chordata; Actinopteri; Syngnathiformes; Callionymidae. Gene Ontology annotation, biological process: regulation of glutamate receptor signaling pathway. The coding region runs from base 137 to 1192 and encodes 351 amino acids. The transcript is spliced from 6 exons. The record is from RefSeq and is a predicted model, not a curated record.